GAAGCCUUCCACUAGUGGGCAGGUUCACCAUCCGCCUCUCACUCGUCUACUCCACAACUCACAAGCUCUGUUCCCUAUCCAUGUACUCGCGCCUGACUAGGGAGGUUCGACGCAAGGCCUGAUGUCCAGAAAUGGAAGGGCUGACCGCAUCGCCGCUAAAUUGAUGCCGGUUGGCUUCCUCCGAUUCCGCACGGCAAUGCCGCAAGCGGUUGCACUUUCUAAUUUAAACGGCCUCUUCUGCCCGUCGUGCUCCUGCUCUUCCUGUCAUCUUCAUAGCUUUGUCAUCCUGCGGACUUGGCUCGCUGGCACCAGGGCGUCAAUCUAGCCUUGCGUCACCCGGAUCGUGAAAUCUAAAUCCGCACCUUCACCUGUGCUUGCACCUGCACGCCAAGAAUGUCGGAUUUCACAUUGGUCGACCCGCGAGGCUGGGAAUACGACCUACACUCUGUGUAUUCGGCAUACAUUGGUUAUUUCCAGCAACAUAACAUACCGUGGUAUGAACGCUCUUGGGGGCAUCUGUUUUCGACCUUCGAGGAGUUUCUCGCGUUCUCGUGGCCCGCAAUCACAGUCACCGACGCAUGGACCGGCCGAGCCCAUAUCGUAACUCGACUCAACUCCAUCGGAGCCUUCUUAAAGAUGAUCAAGACCCGAUUUGGGGAGACGCUGCCUCAAGCACCCAAUAUGCUACAAGUAACUCCAUUCGAGACAAAUUCGCGGCAUCUUCGUACUGUCUCCGACUAUGCAAGCUACAAGAAGAUGCAUUCUACACUGCCUGCCGCAGUCCUUUCGGCGCUCAAGCAGCGUGUCCGGGCUGGAGAGCCAAAGGCUAUCCGGGAUCUUUGGGCGUCACGCGAUCGAACAUUCUUGGCUAUUAGCUUUGAAUGGAGUGAGAGGAAUGAGAAAAGUUGCUUAGAGUGGGGCUACGCUGCUGUCCGUUGCGGUCAUCUUGAAGCACAAGGGUAUUGGCCUCCAAUCCCUGAGUCGAAUUACAGGAAAGGCCACUACAUUGUUUCCGAAUAUGUCGACAAAGUCGUCAAUAGGCACUCGCCGACAUUUCCUUGGCAGUAUGUCGUGAGUCUGACCAAGGUGAUUGUCCAAUUGCUGGUUAACCCGCCCACCCAAGUUUGGAGACAGUCAAAUGUGUCAAAAAUCAAGACUGCCCCAGAUUAUCCAAGCGGUUAUCAGUCUUGCCAGCCCAGAUUCGGAGACUUUGCCGAACACAUUAACACGGCAAAUUUUGAACGUUCCCUGUUUUCGGCCGGACACCGGCCGCCCAUGAUCGAUCCUCACACGUCUGCGCCCGGGAAUCCCAAACCGCGCGGCCAAGGUUCGGUACUCAGCCUAGAUAAUCUCCUGCGCUCCCUGCCUGCGCCUGGGACAACAGACUCUGGCGUUCUUCAGACGAAUGUUGUUGUGCCCGGCCAGUUUCCCCAGCUGGGUGCGAUGAUUCCCGGCGUCGUCCUACACAACUCGGGCAACGACGCAUUUAUGUGCUUGUAUGCGCUUCAGCUGCUGCUCCAGCCGCAAGACACAUCGGCGCCAAUCCCCAAGCAACCAACAACCCGUCCCAAUCCCUAUAGCAUGCAACCCAGCAUGCCCAUCCCUAUGCCCAUGUCGAUGUCGAUGACGCUGCCGAUGACCCACAUGGCAAUGAUGGGCUCGGGACUGGGUGUUCCAGGGAUGGUCAACGAUUUCGGCCAGCUGAGCGUCAACACUAGGCAGGGCUCACGGUCUCCGCGGCCGAUCGCAAGCACGCUGGGAUUGUUGAAGGCUCCAUACGCGCUCUCAAACUCCAUCAUGCCUUCCCCCGCUCCUUUCCCCAAUCCUCAGAAUCCUCCGCCGUAUCCCGCCUUAUACUUAUAUCCCCUCAAUGAUACGUUCAUCCCAAAGCACAUCUCCCUCUUUCCCUCUGGACACAGCGUCAAAAUUGGUCGUCAGACAAAUGCGAAGACAAAUCCCGGAGAACGCAAUGGAUACUUUGACUCAAAGGUCCUCAGUCGACAGCAUGCGGAAGUGUGGGAGGAGAAUGGCAAGAUAUUUAUUAGAGAUGUGAAGAGCUCCAAUGGCACAUUCAUUAAUGGCGAACGACUAAGUGCGGAGGGCGUGGAAUCUGAGCCUUUCGAGCUGAACAGCGAUGAUAUUGUGGAAUUUGGUAUCGACAUAGUGGGCGAAGACAACAAAACUAUCAUACAUCACAAGGUGGCGGCUCGGGUUUCGUGCGUUCUCACCGAACAGCAGGCGUCUAUUGCCGCGCGGUCAGAACAGCAGCAGCAGCAGAGUCAGGGGCAAUACCCCGCAUCCAUGAUGCCACAGUCGGGGUCCGGAAGCGCUGGGCCGUUCAAUUUCGGCCCCGGUGGGCCGCAGGGACAACGACGAGCGCAAAUACCACAUCCUGGCCUGAAUGGCAUCGGUGGCAUGGGCGGCAGUGUACGACCUCCCGGCAAAAGCGGGCUCACUUUCGAUCAUAUCCUCACACGACUACAAGGAGAAUUGGCAAAAAGCAGGGAAACGGGACAUGAUUUACAAACUUUGAGCGGCGCUAUGAAUGAAAUACAGGAUACACUCGGUGGUUCUAUGCCUUCAAAUCUCCCUGUGUAUCCUCAUGCUCUUCCUUCUGUACGGCCUCCACAAUCGGAGCCACCUCCGGCUAUCGUCGCUGCUCCAGUUGCCGCCGGCCCCAGUGCGGAGAGCCUGGCGGAUCUCAGAGCGCAACUGGAUACAACACAAAGCUCGCUGACGACGCACGUUGAAAAGAUUCGUGCAUUAGAAGGCGUUUUUUCGGAGCAGGAAGCACUGAAAGAGGAGGUGCGCACCCUACGGGACCUUGUCGGCGUUUUGCAGCAGGGAUCUCGGUCGGUUGGCGAAUCUGGGGAUCACUUCGAUGAUAUGGAGGAGGAGGUGGAUCUCGAUGACGAUUCUGACGCGCGUAGUAUCGCGACCGUGAUUCCGCACUCCCUCGAGCCUGUGGACGAAGAAGACGAGGAGGAUCGAGAUGAAAUGUCGCACGAGGAAACGCUUUCGGAAUCGUCGCAUGACAUUGAUAUGGAGGCAGUCGAUGAUCGGGAACAUGCACGACCUCGGACCCCCGAACCGGGUACGCUCGGCAUGGGUCGAGGCGCUCGAUCGUCGACAUUGCGAAGUCCCAUACAGCCAUCGUCCUCGUUGACCCCAUCCUCGCCGACUGCCUCGAGCUCGAAUCAUCACGUCAUACACGAACUGACGACUCGUCUGGGCCAGAUCUCGAGCCAACUGGAGUCGGCUCUUUCUAUCUCGUCCACGCUGCAGGCCCAGCAUGCUGCUGCACAAGAGACCAUCAUUGCGCUUGAAGAAAAAGUGAAGCGGCUGGAAGGGCUUGUUUCCGCCGUCACAUCAGAGAAGACGCCCCCGGAUGUGCCGGAAACGGUCACCUCGGCUCUCAAUUCGCUCAAAAGCUCUCUGCAAGGGCAGUGGUCUUCAGAAUGGGCGCAAGAACGAGAACGGUUGAAACGUAGUCGUGAUGAAUGGGAGACUCAGAUGCUGGGCUUGGUGGAUGAACGCAUCAAGGUGAAGUUGGCCAAUCACACUUUGUUCGGGCCACCUGCCAAGUCGGUGUUUUAUCCACAUGGCAAUGGUGGGCUAGUGACACCUCCUAGUCCUCGGAGCUUGUCGGCCGACUCGAGUCCUGGCCGUCGCCGUAGGAGGCGCAGCUCAAGUCGGGGACGGUCCAGUUCUCCCAAGGGAAGCGGGAACUCGGACGGGUCCUCGGCUGACAGCGUUGGCUCUGAGGAUGCCAUCACAGAGCUGGCAAAGAAUGCCCGAGUCGUGUUGGCUACCCCGGCACCCUCAAUCUCCUCUUCUGAUGGGCGGUCACUCAACUUCGCGGAAACGCCGUCAGCCGAGGUGCGAGAUUUGCUUCUCAUUUUCUUCGGGGUAUUGAUCUGUGUUGUGCAGAAAACGCCUGCUGCCGCGGGCCAGACGAUGGGCUCCUCAGACCGAAAUAUUCAAAUCCAGACCGCGCUAGGCGUGCUAGUUUUAAGUAUGGCGGCAGCGGCGGUGAUAUGGCGGGUCAAACCCGAGUGA
Molecule: messenger RNA, 4059 nt
Organism: Mycena citricolor
Lineage: Eukaryota; Fungi; Basidiomycota; Agaricomycetes; Agaricales; Mycenaceae
Source: the annotation of a GenBank genome assembly